CAAUGUCGUAAAUAAAACCUCCAAUACCAAAGUCAUAGUUUUAUGAGACGAUUCGGCUUGGCUCUCGGGGGUAAAAUGAUGAAAAUGAUAGACAUCGGUGCAAACUUAACAGAUCCAAUGUACCAGGGAAUUUAUAACGGCAAAGUAAAACACGAACCGGAUCUUUCGCACGUGCUGAAUCGUGGCUGGUCUGGUGGCUUAGAUAAAAUCAUUGUUACCGUGGGAACGCUUUCGGACUGUGGCUCCGCAUUUGAUAUUGUUAAGAAUGAUGAGAGACUGUACUGCACUGUUGGUGUCCAUCCAACUUAUUGCGGCCAAUGCGAGGCGGAUCCGGAUGCCUAUUUCGCAUCCUUGUGUCAUGAGAUUGAGAGCCAUCGCGAUAAGGUGAUCGCGAUCGGUGAGUGCGGCUUGGAUUACGAUCGGUUGCAUUUCUGCGAAAAGAACGUUCAGCAACGUUACUUCGAAAAGCAGCUGGAUUUGGCGGAAAAAUACAAUCUGCCGCUGUUUCUACACUGUCGCAAUGCACAUGUUGAUUUGAUUGCGAUUUUGCUGCGCAAUCUCCAACGACUGCCGAAGCGUGGCGUAGUGCACUCGUAUGACGGCCCGUUGGUUGCGGCUGAGGCAUUGAUAGCCGCAGGAUUCUACAUAGGUCUCAAUGGGUGUUCACUAAAGACGGAGGAUAAUCUUGCGGUGGCUGGAAGUAUACCAGACGAAUGGAUUAUGAUUGAAACCGAUAGCCCAUGGUGCGAGAUUCGGCCGUCCCAUGCCGGAUCGAAGUACGUGAAAAGCAAGUUUCCGACCGUGAAGAAAAAAGAAAAAUGGGACCCGAACUCCCUCAUUGCUGGACGCUGUGAGCCAGUAAUGAUUUGCCAAGUUCUCGAAGUGCUAGCUGAUGUGAAAAAAAAAUCAAUUUCUGAACUUGCUGCGCAGUACUACAACAACACGAUGCAAAUGUUUUUUUCUGUUUGAGACACGCUUAAAAGCAUUGGUUUGGUAAAGAAAAUAAAUCCAAUGUUGCACUAAGAAAGAAGUUCAGCUGAAAACACGUCACAAUUUCAAAUAUACGGAAACACAUGCAUUGGCCAUAGCACUAUUCAUGUUCACGGUGCAAGCAAUCGGGAGUGAAUCAAUUCCAUUUCUUGUACUCGCAACCAUCCGGCGGUUGAACCUCCACCUGCUUGGCGCCAACCUCGGCCCAGUUGGUGCUGAGAACGGUACCGCCCGAUUCGUAGUACGACUUCAUCAUUGCUUUCUUGG
This is a messenger RNA of Anopheles bellator, 1257 nucleotides long. RefSeq names its product deoxyribonuclease TATDN1. The transcript has 4 exons. Gene Ontology annotation, cellular component: cytosol. NCBI's taxonomy places the organism in Eukaryota, Metazoa, Arthropoda, Insecta, Diptera, Culicidae. The record is from RefSeq and is a predicted model, not a curated record. Bases 43 to 969 code for a protein of 308 amino acids. Gene Ontology annotation, molecular function: 3'-5'-DNA exonuclease activity.